Messenger RNA from Uncinocarpus reesii 1704, 948 nucleotides. RefSeq lists its product as uncharacterized. The transcript has a single exon. The coding region runs from base 1 to 948 and encodes 315 amino acids. Lineage: Eukaryota; Fungi; Ascomycota; Eurotiomycetes; Onygenales; Onygenaceae. The record is from RefSeq and is a predicted model, not a curated record.
AUGGCGGACUCGCAAGAUACCCAUGAGAAUUCCUUACCAGCUCCGGCAGAAAAUCAACCAGUUGUUCAACUUUCCCUACUCUCUGGUGGCUAUCUGCACCUACCUGGGAAUCUCUUCGUUGAGGGAGCCAGCGCUGAGGAGACACUAAUAUGCCCGUCCAUGUCCUGGUUAAUAACGCACGCGCCCACAAACUCCAAGAUAAUUUUCGACCUUGGUCUACGAAGAGACAUCCAAAACUAUCCCCCCGGCGUUUACGAGCGAUUACAAAGUGUCGUACCCGUCGUUGUUAAGGAAGACGUAUCUGAUAGUCUCGAGAAAGCGGGUGUCGACCCAGCCGCCGACGUUGACGUUGUGAUAUUCUCCCACCUUCACUACGACCAUAUUGGUGACCCAUCACAUUUCGGGCCCAAGACGAAAUUCGUGGUGGGCCCCGGCGCGGGCAAACUGCUGCAUGGCCCGACCACGUAUCCUGAUGAUCCUCACUCGCAUUUUGAUUCUAGAUUGCUCCCACGCGAUCGGGUGGUCGAAUUGCCCACCCCGUCUUCAGUCGCAGACGGAGCCGAUCGGUACUGGGGACCUCUGGGCCCAUUCUCUGCCGCCAGGGAUUAUUUUGGUGAUGGAUCUGUCUUUAUAGUGGAUGCCCCGGGUCAUCUGGUCGGGCAUAUCAAUUUGCUGGUUCGCGUGCAGCCAAGCAAAUGGAUGUAUCUCGCUGGCGACACCGCCCACGAUGUUCGCCUUUUGAAUGGAACCCGCCGCUUUGCGGUAUAUCCCGAUCCUCACACUGGUCGUCCGAAAUGCGCCCAUGCAGAUAAGGCUGCAGCAGAAGCGCAUAUUAGACGGGUGAGAAAGCUCCAGGAAAUGGGCGAUGUAGAGGUGGUUCUGGCACACGAUGCCGCUUGGUUUGAUGAGAAUAAGCAUAGAUUUAGCAUCACUGGACCCCAGUCCUAG